Molecule: messenger RNA, 663 nt
Organism: Annulohypoxylon maeteangense
Lineage: Eukaryota; Fungi; Ascomycota; Sordariomycetes; Xylariales; Hypoxylaceae
Exons: 1
Coding region: 85-537 (150 amino acids)
Source: RefSeq, a predicted model, not a curated record
ACCCGAAGAGUCUUGAUGAGAGAGGAAGAGUUGUACCAAAGGAGUUAUUACGUGGAGGUGUAAAUUGUUGACCAUGAGGGUCGUAUGACUGAUCCCUUUGGAUGUGAUGAGUGCGGUGGCAUGCACUCUUCGCAGAGAAAGGCAGUCGGAGUUCUACUAGCAUUGCAUCGGUGGCAUAAGUACAGAGGUGUCUGGCAACAGGCACAGGAAGCACGGAGUUCUGGCAUUGGCAGUCUUCCAUCUUUGCCGCAUUUGGUUCGGUCCAGCGGUCGUCUCGCGACGGCCUGCUCUUGUACCACCAGUCUUGGCCUUGUGGCCGUGUACGGAAUACCCCCCCAUCCCCUGCCCCCAUUUUCCGCCUAUGGGUGGAAUCAUCACAUCACAUCACAUCACUUGCAUUAUACGCCUCGUUGCUUAAGAGGCUUGCCCCCAUACCCCUACACACACCCCCAUCCCCCGCAUGAUACCUGGCAAAUCGACGAGAUUUCGAUUUAUACUCAAGUUUUUUCUAUUGCUAACGUGACUUUUAAGGAAUGAAUUGGUGACUUAUGUUAAGAGAAGUAAUGUCUGUAGUUAUUCACGAGGACUAAUCGUAGUAUAGAGGGUUUAGAGAGGUAGGGUAGGUAGGGUAUUUAGACACGUAAUAAGUUAUUGCCGUUGACC